UUGUCUAUAUAAGCCCCAAAUAAGUACGUAUUGCUUUGCCUCUUCACAGCUUGCUUGCCAAUCACUACAUAAAAUCAUAGCCAUUGUCACAAAGGCAGCCCGGCCUCUCUGGUCAUCAGUACUAAACUUGUGAACAAUGGCUUUUGAACGAGUUAACCUUGUGAUUGUUACUACACUGGUCACCAUGGGAGUUUUGGCUUCGCAAGCAGCAUCCCUUUCACUGUACGAAGCUUCCAUUGCUGAGAAACAUGAGCAAUGGAUGGAGAAGUACGGACGCGUUUACCCCAACAGUGCAGAGAAGCAAAGGCGUUUAGCUAUCUUCAUGAAGAAUGUCGAAUUUGUGGAGAAAUCCAACAGUGAAGGGAACAAGACUUACAAGUUGAGCAUCAAUGAAUUUUCUGAUAUGACUAAUGAAGAAUUCAUGAGACAUCAUACUGGAUACAAAAUCCCCACCAGCUCAAGUUCAACCUCUUCCGAACAUAAAUCUUUUCGGUACCAAAGCUUGGCUGCAACUGAGGUUCCAGCUAGCAUGGACUGGAGGGAGCAAGGAGCUGUUACCCGCAUAAGAAAUCAAGGUCAAUGUGGUGCUUGUUGGGCAUUUACCGUAGUGGCAGCAGUAGAAGGGCUAAUCCAAAUCAAAACUGGCCAAUUGAUCCCGCUGUCCGAGCAACAACUUGUCGAAUGUGAUUACAACAACAAUGGCUGCAACGGUGGCAGUGAAGUGAACGCAUUUAAAUACAUAAUACAAAAUGGAGGAAUCGCUAGUGAAGAAAAUUACCAAUACCAGAGCACAGACAUGGGAACAUGUGACACUAACAAGGAAAGUGACCAUGCUGCCCAGAUCACUGGUUAUGAAAUAGUCCCUUCCAGAAGUGAAGAUGAUCUACUCAAGGCUGUGUCCAAGCAACCAGUCUCGGUUAGCAUUGAUGCUUCUGGUGAAGCGUUUCAGCAUUACAGUAGUGGGGUGUUCUCCGGUAAUUGUGGGACGAACCUCCAUCAUGCUGUUGCAGCCAUUGGGUACGGAACAACUGAAGGUGAAAUCGACUAUUGGUUAUUGAAGAAUUCGUGGGGUGAGACUUGGGGUGAAAAUGGCUAUAUGAAAAUUCUUAGAAACGUUGAUGCCCCGGAAGGUAUGUGUGGCCUUGCUAUCAGAGCUUCCUAUCCGACUGCAUAACUGUGAACUAAUCAAAGAAAUAAUGUAUAGCAGGCAGAAAAAAUAACUGCCUGACUACUCCCCUUUCCAUAUUUAUGCAUUCAUCUAUUUAUCCUUCGCGAUGAACACCCUGUAUUCUGUACUAGCAUAUUUGCUUAAAUGAAGUUUCAAAAUCUGGCAGACAAGACUGUCUGUUAAGAAUGCACCUUCCAUUUAGGUGUGAAUA
This is a messenger RNA of Rosa rugosa (rugosa rose), 1379 nucleotides long. RefSeq names its product zingipain-1-like. Bases 137 to 1174 code for a protein of 345 amino acids. NCBI's taxonomy places the organism in Eukaryota, Viridiplantae, Streptophyta, Magnoliopsida, Rosales, Rosaceae. The record is from RefSeq and is a predicted model, not a curated record. Gene Ontology annotation, cellular component: lysosome. Gene Ontology annotation, molecular function: cysteine-type endopeptidase activity. The transcript has 2 exons.